This is a messenger RNA of Drosophila yakuba, 1412 nucleotides long. It is a transcript of the gene Dh31, whose product is annotated as diuretic hormone class 2. NCBI's taxonomy places the organism in Eukaryota, Metazoa, Arthropoda, Insecta, Diptera, Drosophilidae. The coding region runs from base 230 to 583 and encodes 117 amino acids. Gene Ontology annotation, molecular function: G protein-coupled receptor binding; diuretic hormone activity. Gene Ontology annotation, biological process: body fluid secretion. The transcript is spliced from 4 exons. The record is from RefSeq and is a predicted model, not a curated record.
ACUUGCGUUUCAGUCUCAAAGCGGUGCAGUCAGCAGCCACUAACGGUUAAUAUUUUAGAGAAGCGAUUUCAAAAAAAGUUUUUCAAAAUCCCAUCGACCGUUUGCUCAACGUUUUUGAACUCUGUUUUUGUGUUUUGCAGUGGAAUCGAUCUGAAACAAUCGAACUUUGAUCGCAUUUAAAGCAAAAGUGUUGUGUGCAUUUGUGAAAAAGGGAGACAGCCGCACAAAGAUGACAAACCGAUGCGCUUGCUUCGCCUUGGCCUUCCUGCUCUUCUGCCUCCUGGCCAUCUCGAGCAUCGAGGCAGCUCCGAUGCCCAGGUACCAAUCCAAUGGAGGAUACGGUGGCGCUGGCUAUAACGAACUGGAGGAGGUGCCCGACGACUUGCUCAUGGAGCUGAUGACUCGCUUUGGACGCACCAUCAUACGGGCACGCAACGAUCUGGAGAACUCCAAGCGAACCGUGGACUUUGGCCUGGCCCGGGGAUAUUCGGGCACCCAGGAGGCGAAACAUCGCAUGGGUCUGGCUGCAGCCAACUUUGCCGGAGGACCCGGGCGAAGGCGGCGAUCCGAGACCGAUGUCUAAGCUGCGAAUCCUGUGUGCGUUGAGGACGACGAGUGUCAACUUCUCCAGCAACUGAACUUGACCCAUAAUUUGAUACUUUCCUAGAGCUUUCAUUUGUUUGUUAUUCAUUGUACAUAAAUAUUUAUUACGAAAAUGUUCUCAUUUGCCCAUGCAUUCAUCACAUUCUCUUUCUUCAAGAACUAUGCAAGAAUAAUAUUGAACAGAUUUCGAAAUUAUAUCUACCAAAAGGCGAACAACAACCGAAUAAAAGCGUUAAACUGUUGCUCCGAACGAAAAUAUUGAACACGAUUUAUGAAAACUUUCAUCUCCGAUUUAACUCUGCAACUCUGCUAAUUGCUCGUUUGAACAAUUCCUCAAAAUUAGGGGAAAAGGUAUAAGGAGAAGGGAGAAAUUUAAAUAAAUAUCCUAAAUAUAUAUUCAAGUGUAAGCAUAAUCGCGCAAAAAAUCUUUAACUAGGUAUGUCUUACAUAAACUAAAAAAAAAACCAAGAAAAAAAGAGCUACACAAAUAUACAUAACAUACAAACUUAUAUGCCACACACUUUUGGCCCCCAAAUGAAGCCAACCAAACCCCAGAAAAGAAACCCCAAAAAGGAAACCCCAACGAAACUGAAAGUUUAUUUUACCCAUAGCGCCGACUUGGUCUCACGCGACUUUUAAGUAUUGUAAAUAUAAAUGAUUAAAACACACACGUACAACUAAUGCGAUACAAAUAUAUUACGGAAUUCUACUUGCAUAUAUGUUUAAUAAUUAUUGUGUCUAUGCUGCAAACAUACAUAUAAUCUUAACGUGAGUCGGGCACGAUCCAAUAAAAGUCUACAUUUUGAGAA